GGGUGUAGUCCUGGGGGUCCGGGGUGACAUGCCCAGGUGUGUCAGCUCAAAGGAUCUCUGCACCAUCUUUAAGAGGUGGAAGGCAGGGAAAGGAACACCAAGGAGGUUUUUUCCUCCCCAACCUUUUACAAAUGGCAUUUUGUUAAUGGAAAUCUGGGAAGCAGGUGUGAUUAAUUAAUUUUUUGCUCGUAGAUACGGUCCUAAGUUGAAAAUCUCCCACUGCCCUGACCUUUCCCUAGUAGCCCUUUAAAUUUCCUCCUCCCUCUUUGGUAGCUGUUUUCUCUGCCCCUUCACCUCCCCUCUUAUCUAGGAGCUGUUUUUAAGCACGAUUUUUUUUUUAACAGUUUAUUGUGUACAGGAUCAAUAUUUUGCUUUUUAACAAGGAUAUUUAUGUAAUAAGAAACUUUGCCUUAGGCAGGUGUUGGCCAGAAAAGUCCAGAUUCCUCUGAGACCCCACCCUGGCCUCUCCUGGAGCUCUGAACCUGCUGUGGAAGGAAUUGGCUGCAACCUUUACCACUGGAGAGUGGGGUCUGAGGAGAGGGGAGGGGGCGCACUGGUCCUAACGGGAGGAGAACUGACCACGAUCAUCCAGUGCCUCCAUGGAGGGGUCUGGAAGUAUUCCAGUCCAAUUCUUGAGGUGUCAGCCAACUUUCUUAGCUGAUUCUCCCCAUACAUACUCCUCCACCUCUGAAUAUUCAGCACUAGAAUUCCUGAAACAUCACUUCUUAUGCCCUGCCCUUCCAGUGGUCAAGGCUUUGCAGCCACUCCUUCCUAACGCCAGAUUAUUUAAAGAGAGAAAAAUACAAGACAAAAACCUUCUAGCACUUUGUAAACACAGUGAAUAACCUCUUGGAGUAUUUUUGGCUUUAUAUAAAACAAGGUUUUUAUUGUAAAAUAUAAGUGCCAUUAGAAAAUGCACAGGGCAUAUCUUUGUUAAAGUAGAUUUUUCGAUGUUUUACGGAAUUACAUUUUCAAAAAAAAGUUUUUAUAAUGAAGUUGUUUAUUAAAAACUUCUGAAUGAUGUGUUUGGAAGUUGUGAACCUUUCUGAUGGGGGCAGGUUGGAGACUGGGGAAGAAUCAGAAUGUCCAGACAUCUCCAGCAGCCAAGGGAUUGGUGAGUAAGUGUAGGGCAGACAGUAGCAACUCCCAUUAGCACCUUCUACAAACUCCGUACUUUUAAAUGAAAACAUCUUUAUUGGAUGUCUUUGAGGUAGGUGGCAUCAUUUUAUCAGUUAAUAAUCUUUUGGAUGCAAGGGUACGAAAACCCAAAUCAAAUUGGCUUAAACAGCGAAAUUUCAUGUAGAGCAGCCUUUAGGAGUGAUCCAGCAGUUCAAACGUGGUUGGUCUCAGCAUUCCUGUUUCUCUCUGCCCUAUCUUGUCCAGCUGUGACUUCAACCUCAGGCCCUGCAGAGUGGCUUCUCCUUCUGUGUAGGAGUAGAAUGCUGCCAUGAUUCCAGACCUAUCAUUCUUCCGCAUGCUGACCAGGAGGAGAAAGGGAGUCUUCCGAGGCUCUGUCAGAAAAGAAGAGACCUUUCGUUCACAGAAGCCCCAGUAAACAUCUGUUUCAUUGGCCCUGAUGGAGGGCUGUGGCUGCUAACCAAAAGCCACCCAGCAGGGGAAGAUCCAGUCGCAUGAGAAACCAGGCAGAUACCCACUUGCUUCCGGGUUUGCAGCCUUUUAAGACCUUUUUUGCCCCAGACCCUUUUCAUUCCGACUGUCAUCUGCGGCUCCCAGUUUGAGUCUGGUCAGUCUCUGCAGAGCUACCUGUUGAGCCCUCUGCGUAUGCCUGAAUAAUUUAUCCUGUGCAAGAAGCAACUGUCACACAGCUGCCCCACAGCCACAGGAGAGUGUGGAAGCCAAGCGAAUCCCACCUGCCUACUCAGAUCUGGGGAACAGUAAUCACCUGGCCUGAUGGCAUGACUGGGGCUUAGGUUUGUCCCUUACUGCCUGCUCCAAGCGGCUCCUUGCUCGGUUCAUCCCUGCACUUCUGCCUCAACUGCCAGCGCCCUACUAAUCCGGGGCCAGUUCUGGCCGGUGCCCGCAAUCGCGCCCCCGCCAGGCAGCCCCCUGUCCCUCUGCUAGUUCUCCAGGCCCCUAUCUUCUCGCAAUCGAGGGACCCUUGCGAAUCACAUCCGGAAAGGGUGGGCGCAAGGGGCGGAGCGCGACCCGGAGGAGAAGACCGCGCCUCCCCGCCUCCCGGCCCCGGUCCCGCAGCCGCUGUCAGCCGCGCCCUUUCCCGGAACCCGCAGUCUCGCCCGCGCGCCCGAGCCCCCCAGGCCAGAGGUCCCACAGGUGAUGGCAGACGAGGAAGCUGGGGGCCUGCAAGCCGCCGCGUAUCCGCCGGCUAGCCCCGCGGCCCAGGCCCGAGAAGUGGGGUCGCGCGGGCACCCCGACCCCGCCGCGAGCCCUAGGAGUGCCCCGCCUGCCCCAGAGCGCCGGGAAGUGGCAUCCCCGGUGACUGGCCGGAGCCUGGAAAACGGUCCUGCCGGGGACGAGGCCCGAGAAGCCUGUGGCGCAGAGACGUGGGGGGCCAGGGCGGGAGCCAGCGGGAAGGCCGAGGAAGUGACGACUGAGGAGGGCGCCAUCUUCAUGGAGGAGGUACAGAAGCAGCAGGUGGGAGCAGAGGAGGAGGUAGGGGAGGAGAAGAUGGAGGUGAGAGAGGAGAAGGAGGUGUUGGAGAGGCUGGUGGAGGAGGAGAAGCUGGAGGUGGUAGCGGAGGAGCAGGAGGUCCCGGGGCUCCUGAACCUUGAUGGCCCAGUCGUGGACCCACUGGAGGCCAUCCAGUGGGAGCUGGAGGCUGUGAGUGCCCAGGCCGACCGGGCCUACCUCCGGCUUGAACGCAGGUUUGGGCGGAUGCGCCGGCUGCACCUAGCCCGGAGGAGUUUCAUUAUACAGAAUAUUCCAGGCUUCUGGGUCACCGCCUUCCUGAACCACCCGCAGCUGUCAGCCAUGAUCAGCCCCCGAGAUGAAGACAUGCUCGGCUACCUGAUGAAUUUGGAGGUGAGGGAGCUCAGGCACGCCAGGACCGGCUGCAAGUUCAAGUUCCGGUUUUGGAGCAACCCCUACUUCCGGAACAAAGUAAUCGUGAAGGAGUAUGAAUGCAGAUCCUCAGGCCGGGUGGUGUCUAUUGCCACUCGCAUCCGAUGGCACCGGGGCCAGGAACCCCCCGCCCUGGUACACAGGAACCGUGAUACCGUCCGCAGUUUCUUCAGCUGGUUCUCACAGCACAACCUCCCCGAGGCCGACCGGGUUGCCCAGAUUAUUAAAGAGGACCUGUGGCCCAACCCUCUGCAGUACUACCUGCUGGGCGAUAGGCCUGGCAGAGCCAGGCAAGGCCUAGCGCGGUGGCCCAUAGAGGUCCCUCCUAGGCCCUAUGGGUUCCAGUCGGGCUAAGUCUUGCCCUGGGACAUGUUCCCUACAUAAGACUCAGCUUCCCAUGGACCUGUGCUUAGGCUGAUGAGGGGCCCCCUGCUAUCUGCUUUUUCUUCUGUGCACUCUGGCUCCUCUGGACGUUCAGGUCACUGUACUCAGCUCCAAGAUGGUGGCCUUCGUGUUUCCAUGUGGACUUUUGUGCCAACAUCAGUGGCCAUCACAUGCCACUGCAUCUAUGCCAAGCACCCAAUGCUGUGUAUAUGCGUGUCAUCUGACCUUCAUGGCCUGGACCUUUCAUGGCCUUCCCAUCCAUUUUUGACAUGGGCACCUGUGAGUCAUUGCUGGGAUGACCAGUGUAUCUUCGAGGCCUACUACUUCAAGACCACAACAUGCUGGGCUUUUCCUUCAUGCUGGCUAUGCUCAUGGUGGCCUCAUACAUGGGCUGUGGCAAGCUGAGCCUCAUCACCCAAGAUGAAGCAGGUGCAUUUGGUGCCAGCCCUCCCCUAAACCUGGACAUUACAUGGCCUCAGGACCAUGGGCCAGGCUACCACCACCAAGACUACUGGGCAUCUGGCAGAAUGGACAGGCAGCCAGCGGGUGGCUACUGAGCAUGGAUAAGGCCAAGGGCACGAAGCAGUGGGCAGUGCAUUCUUUGUGAUCACCCUGCUCUUUCUACUCCCAUGUUUGCCCUACAUCAUGGCCUGCUAUUGACUGUGAAGGUCUGUACCAUGCCCCACCAGCACCCGGCCAUCACCUUUCAGAUGAGUUUUGCCCAGGCCACCAUCAUCCCUGUUCCUGAUCCCUGGUCUACAAGGACCUCAGGAACUACCUUUGGGCCCUGGUGGGCCACCUACCAAUGCACAGGAGAACUCCAACACCCCCCCCGCCCCGCCCCGCCCAGGAACUCUGCCAGGUUGGCUUAUCUGGGCACGUGCUCAAGGCAGGGGCAAAGAC
Trichechus manatus latirostris (Florida manatee) is the source of this 4326-nucleotide messenger RNA. RefSeq names its product putative testis-specific Y-encoded-like protein 3. Gene Ontology annotation, molecular function: histone binding; chromatin binding. Bases 2296 to 3393 code for a protein of 365 amino acids. Gene Ontology annotation, cellular component: chromatin; nucleus. Lineage: Eukaryota; Metazoa; Chordata; Mammalia; Sirenia; Trichechidae. Gene Ontology annotation, biological process: nucleosome assembly. The record is from RefSeq and is a predicted model, not a curated record. The transcript has 2 exons.